CUUGUUCGUGUUUGCAGUGCAUUUGUUGGUUGUGUCUAACAACAUAACAUCUAACAAUGUCAAUGUGUUUUCUUUCUUUCAGAUGCAGCUGUGAGAUGUCAAACCUAACACAACCCAAGGACAACAUCACAAUAGGUUUCACACAAAGUGUCCUCUUUGGACCUGUGUCGGUAGCACCAUUAUUAAUCUUUCUUUAUAUCAAUGGGGUUGUAUUAUUCACUUUAAGGAGCAAGCCAGUCUUUCGAGAAACACCUCGAUACGUCUUGUUGUACAAUCUUAUUUUUUCUGACACCUUCCAGUUAGCAUUGGGACAACUUCUGUACAUACUGGCUGCCACCCGCGUGUAUAUGAUUCGCUAUCUCUGUUUCUUAAUUGUCAUAGUGGCCAUGCUUACUACUGAAAUCUCCCCUUACAACCUGACGGUGAUGUCACUGGAGAGGUAUGUGGCUGUGUGCUUCCCACUGAGGCACUCUGCCUUCGUCACCGUCAACAACACAGGUGUGUCUAUUGCUGUGGUGUGGGCCAUCUCCGGCAUAAGCACCAUCAUCCGAAUAUUUAUGUUGAUCCUCCUGGAGUCUAUGCCUCUAGAUCAGUACAUGCUGGAUUUCUGUUCUAAAGAAGCACUUUAUAAACACAAAGUGUUCUAUGAUUAUGAUAAAGCCUUCACUGGCGUCACUUUUGUAUUUGUGGGAAUCGUAAUCUUGUGCUCCUACUUUGGUGUGAUGAUAGCAGCCAGAUCUGCUUCCUCAGGCAAAGCCUCGACCACCAAGGCUAAAAAAACAGUUGUGCUGCACAUGAUUCAGCUGCUUCUCAUUCUCUCCUCCACCCUCGUCUCCCCUAUUCUAACAGCCUUCUAUGGAAAAGUAGAUCGAGUCACACUUGUACGUAUUAGUUAUGCCCUCUUUUUGUGCCUUGUGAACUUGCCCAGGUGUCUGAGUGGUCUGAUAUAUGGCCUGAGAGACCAAACCAUCAGACCCUUUCUUCUGUACAACCUCAGUUUUGGUCUCAGUCACCCAGUUAUGGUAUCUGGUAAAUAAACUGCAUCACCUGUUUUUGUCCCUCAGCAGCAUUCAAAGCACAUUUUCAUCACACACACACGCACACACACACACACACACACAGACAGAGCUGCCAUGCAAGACGCUGG
Messenger RNA from Osmerus eperlanus (European smelt), 1147 nucleotides. RefSeq names its product odorant receptor 131-2-like. Bases 57 to 1037 code for a protein of 326 amino acids. Gene Ontology annotation, molecular function: G protein-coupled receptor activity; odorant binding; olfactory receptor activity. The transcript has a single exon. Lineage: Eukaryota; Metazoa; Chordata; Actinopteri; Osmeriformes; Osmeridae. Gene Ontology annotation, cellular component: membrane. The record is from RefSeq and is a predicted model, not a curated record. Gene Ontology annotation, biological process: G protein-coupled receptor signaling pathway; detection of chemical stimulus involved in sensory perception of smell.